Drosophila takahashii is the source of this 861-nucleotide messenger RNA. The record is from RefSeq and is a predicted model, not a curated record. Lineage: Eukaryota; Metazoa; Arthropoda; Insecta; Diptera; Drosophilidae.
AUGUCGGCAACAACUUUUCAAUACCUGACAAAGGUUCCGAGUUUGCCCCGCUUGGGAACAUUUUGGGAGGAGGACGUUCCUAGGAAUUCAGAUGAAUUCUUUAAAGAAAAUUUCCGCUUAAAGCGAAGUGCGUUCAAUGUCCUGGUUGAUCGUCUACCCAAUCUCCGAGAGAAGGACUCUCCAUACCGACUAGCAAUCCCCCUGGAGAAGCAAAUAGCGAUUGCCCUAUAUACAUUGGGAUCCUCUUCGGAUUUCCUUACCAUAGGAAAUAAACUUGGAGUGUCCAAGGCCAUGGUGUGUCGAAUAUUGACUAAAUUUUGUCGUGAGGUUAUUAAGCAACUUGCUGGCGAAUACCUUCCACCAGAUUUUCUCACCCAAGAGAAGAUCACGGAAACGAUCAAGGGAUUUGAAACCAUUGGGUUUCCUCAGUGCUUCGGGGCAAUGGACGGCUGUCACAUCGAGAUAAGUCCUAAAUCUGAGAAUGCAGUGGAUUACAAAAAUAGCAAGGGUUGGUACUCAACAAUUCUUUUCGCCUUGGUGGACUUUCGUUAUAGAUUUUCGUACAUAAGUGUUGGAAGCCCAGGUUGCAGUCACGACUCAAAGAUAUUUGAGAAAUCCAAUCUUAAACGUAAAUUGCUCGAGUCGAAUUUGGUUAAGAAAAAUUCGAAAUCUAUCAACGGAGUUGAGGUCCCAAUAUUAGUAUUAGGAGACUCGGGAUUCCGAUUUGCCAAGAACGUCAUGAAACCGUAUCGCCUUUCCUGGCAAUCAACUCCAGAGCAGAAGGCCUUCAAUUAUCACCUGUCCAGGACAAUUGGCAGACAGGAGUGGACCUGGAGCAACCCGAGCGAGAAGUUUGGAUAG